UCUCUAGAAAGCCGCCGAUUUUUUUCUCAACCAGACUCCGGCAUCUUCCCGUUAACCGGCGACCGUCCGGCAGCUGUCAAUUUCAUCGCUUUCCUAACGGGCAGCUGUCAAUUUCAUCGCUUUCCUCACGGGCAGCUUCAUCGAACAACCAGGUUAGUAUUCUUUGUUGGGAAAAGUAACUGAAGUGAUGAAGUGGCCUAAAGAAAUCACUCCUUCCUUUGUUGGGAAAUUGAUUCGAGCAGAGAAAGAUUUGAAAAAGGCAAUUCUUGUAUUCGACUCUGCAACAGGUGAGUAUAGUAAUGGAUUCAGACACGAUCACACCACGUUUGGGAUCAUGAUCUCUAGGUUUGUAUCUGCUAAUCAGUUCAAAGCGGCUGAGGAUUUAUUGAAGAGGAUGAAGGAUGAAAAAUGUAUGAUUACAGAUGAUUUAUUUCUUUCAAUUUGUAGAGGGUAUGGAAGGAUUCACAAACCCCUUGAGGCAAUAAGAAUUUUUCAGAAGAUGAAGGAAUUCGAUUGCGAACCAACAGAGAAAUCUUACACUACUGUUCUCUCCAUUCUUGUUGAUGAAAACCAGACAAAGAUGGCUCUAAGGUUUUACAAGUAUAUGAAACAAACCGGUAUUAAAACAAACAUUGUUUCUCUCAAUGUCCUGAUUAAGGCUCUUUGUAAGGAUCGUGGAACAAUGGAAGCUGCUCUUCAAGUUUUCAAUGAGAUGCCCAUUCGCGGAUUCAAUCCAGAUUCUUAUACUUACGGCACAUUAAUCAACGCCUUAUGUAAAUAUGGGAAUGUAAUCGAAGCAAAGAAACUCUUCAAGGAAAUGGAUUCGAAAGGAUGUUCACCUUCUGUUGUUACAUACACUUCUUUAAUUAAUGGUUUAUCACAAUCUGAUAAUCCAAAUGAGUCAAUUGAAUUGCUUGAAGAAAUGAAAAGCAAAGGUAUCGAGCCAAACGUAUUCACUUACAGCGCUUUCAUGGAUGGACUUUGCAAGAACGGAAGAACUUCGCACGCCCUGAAGGUGUUCGAAGAAAUGCGGAGUAAAAACAUUAAGCCAAACAUGGUAACAUACAGUACUUUACUUAAUGGACUCUGUAAAGAAGGAAAACUUCAGGAAGCAGUUGAGAUUCUGGAUAGAAUGAAACUUCAAGGAGUUAAGCCAGAUGCAGGAAUUUAUUCGAAAAUCAUUAAUAGCUUUACAAAUGUUAAUAAGUUCCAAGAAGCUGCAAAUUUCCUAGACGAGAUGAUUCUAGAUGGAAUCACCCCAAAUCGGGUAACUUGGAAUCUUAAUGUUAAGAUUCACAAUACAGUACUGCAAGGACUCUUGGCUGAUGGAGAUUUAGAUCGAGCAUCUCGAUUGUAUCUAAAUUUGCGAACUAGAGGUAUUUCUGUGGAGGGAAAAAGUUUUGAUUCUCUCGUUAGUAGUUUGUGUAAGAAAGGAGACCUGCAUAAAGCAAUGUCCAUUAUCGACGAAAUGGUUGUCGAUGGAUGUGUUCCUAACGAACUGACAUGGAAGGCUGUAGUUGAAGUAAUCUCGGAUACUAGCAAGUUGCAGGAAAUUUCAGAGUAUGUAAACUGAGUUUAUGAUAUUAGACCAGGGUUUUACUUGUUGAUUUAAGUGGGAAUUGAUAAUGUAACUGAGUUUAUGAUAUGAGACUAGGGUUAUACUUCAAUCAAGCUGAUUUGUAACUGAGUUUAUGAUAUGAGACCAGGGUUUUCGUUCGAUCAAGAUGACUUCAGUGGGAAUUGAUCAGGGUUUUACUUCAAGUUCAAUCAAGCUUAUUUACGUGUGAAUCGAACUUGUAACUGAGUUUAUGAUACGAGACUAGGGUUUUAAUUCAAUCAAGCCUGCAACUGAGUUUAUGAUUUCUUACAUAUGAUCUUCACCAUUGCUAAACAGAUUUGAAUGUUCAAUGAACUGAAAUUUUGACAUUGUU
This is a messenger RNA of Impatiens glandulifera, 1931 nucleotides long. RefSeq names its product pentatricopeptide repeat-containing protein At5g46100. Lineage: Eukaryota; Viridiplantae; Streptophyta; Magnoliopsida; Ericales; Balsaminaceae. The record is from RefSeq and is a predicted model, not a curated record. The transcript is spliced from 2 exons. The coding region runs from base 188 to 1573 and encodes 461 amino acids. Gene Ontology annotation, molecular function: protein binding.